Aspergillus puulaauensis is the source of this 1611-nucleotide messenger RNA. Its product is annotated as amidohydrolase. Bases 1 to 1611 code for a protein of 536 amino acids. The transcript has a single exon. Gene Ontology annotation, molecular function: hydrolase activity, acting on carbon-nitrogen (but not peptide) bonds. NCBI's taxonomy places the organism in Eukaryota, Fungi, Ascomycota, Eurotiomycetes, Eurotiales, Aspergillaceae. The record is from RefSeq and is a predicted model, not a curated record.
AUGACGACCAUUUUCAUGAACGGCCGUAUAUUCUCGCCUGCACAUUCGAAGCCGGGCGAGAAUGGUUUCGUCUCUUGCAUUGUGAUCGAAAAGGACCAAAUCAUCCAUGUUGGUCCUCUCGAGGCCAAUAUACCCACAGAUGCCAGCGUUAUCGAUCUCCAGGGCCGGAUCAUGAUGCCCGGCUUCAUUGACAGUCACGUCCAUAUCCUUCAGUACGGGCUAUCACUGCGAAAGGUCGACUUAAUCAGCUGUAGCUCCUUGGAACAGAUCAGAAAGGCCAUCAUGUCCUAUGCUGAAACUCAUCCCACCGUUCCUCGCAUCCUAUGCCGUGGCUGGAUCCAGUCAACGAUUGAUGGAGAACCAUUAGCUGGUUUGCUAGAUGACAUUGAUCCACGACCAAUAUAUAUCGAGGCGGCGGACCUUCACUCGAUUUGGUGCAAUUCUGCUGCUCUUGACGAUAUCCAGGCUCAUACCACCCCGGACCCUCCUGGUGGUACUAUACACCGAGCAGAAGAUGGCCGCGCCACAGGCCUACUGAGCGAAGGAGCCGUCAUGAAUUUUGCCUGGCCUUUCAUAGAUGGCGUUACGCCGAGAAAUGAAAAGCUCAGUGCUUUACGAACAGCUAUCGAAUCAUAUUCUGCUGCGGGGUAUACAGGUGCAGUUGACAUGGCCAUGUCCGAAGAUGCAUGGCAAACCCUAAAUCUCUACCGUCGACAACAUAAACUCCCGUUUCACAUAGCUGUCCACUGGCUCGUCCCAUUUUCAACCGACCAGAAAGUCAACUUUAAAUAUGUGGACCGGGCAAUCGAACUGAGCCACGAAUUCAAAGAUCCCGAUUUUUGCAUUGCAGGGAUAAAGCUCAUGUGUGAUGGUGUGGUCGAAGGAUGCACCGCAGCACUUCGCCAACCGUACGGAGGCAAACGAGAUCCAAUAGAGCCCAUCUGGCCUACAGACUUAAUGACGGAGGUCAUUAAGCGUGCAGAUGGCGCAGGUCUCCAAGUUGCGAUACACGCCAUUGGCGACCAAGCCGUUCACCAAUCCAUAGAGGUCCUCUCAACCCUGAAGAAACGGGAUCCAAAUCGAAAACGCAGACACAGAAUCGAACAUCUCGAACUCACAUCCCCCGAGGACGCCAAACGCCUCGGUGAAGAAGGUAUAAUCGCCUCUAUCCAACCUGUGCACUCCGACCCAGCACACUUCAAAGCCUGGCCGGGCCUCAUCGGUACACACCGCUGUAAGCGCGCAUUCGCAUACAAGGACUUUCUAAACGGCGGUGCGAAAAUCGCCCUUGGGACGGAUGCGCCGACGGCACCGCACCAUCCAUUCCAAAAUAUGUAUUAUGCUACGACGAGGCGGUCUGUUGUCGAGCGGGAUAAUCCCGAGACGCUUAAUCCGGAGUUCGGGCUGGAGUUGCUUGAGACCGUCGCGGGGAUGACCGAAGGCGCAGCGUACUCGAGGUUUGCUGAAUCUUGGACUGGGGCGCUGAAAGAAGGCCUCGGUUCGGAUUUCAUUGUCGUCGAUAUGGCUUGGACGCCCGAGAGAUUGCUCGAGGCGAAGGUUUGUCAGACUUGGUAUAGAGGGGAGAAGGUAUAUGAUGUUGAGGAUGCAUAG